AAUGGACGGCAGCAGCAGCAGUAGUAGCAGUGAUAGCGACAGCAACUGUGACGAGGAGUUGGAAGAUUCAAGUGCCUUCUAUCAUAGAUACCAUAGAGACUAUACGUCGACAAUGAAUACAAUAGCCACUUACCCAGAUAAGAUAGUAGUCAAGAUACCUAUGGGCACGCGGGUCUCG
Messenger RNA from Sphaeroforma arctica JP610, 178 nucleotides. RefSeq lists its product as hypothetical. The transcript has a single exon. The record is from RefSeq and is a predicted model, not a curated record. NCBI's taxonomy places the organism in Eukaryota, Ichthyosporea, Ichthyophonida. The annotation marks the transcript as partial.